GGAACAGCGAACGGUAGCCCGUAAGGAUCAGUCCUAGUCCAGCGUAUUCACCGCGUGAAUUGUCUCCUUGAGGGGGCGGGGGUCUACGACGCUUGAGCUCAAGCGGGCGAGGCGACUGAGCGGCGCCAGUCUUCGGCACAGCGCCCUUCUUUCUCGGUUGUUGGGCUGCGUGCCUCUCCUCCAGUCGGCGCCGAAGGGAGCCUGGUUCUGGGCGGGCGGAGAGCUUGAGCCCACUAGGAAUGGCUGCCCCAUCUAUGAAAGAAAGGCAGGCUUGCUGGGGAGCCCGGGAUGAGUACUGGAAGUGUUUAGAUGAGAACACAGAGGACGCUUCUCAGUGCAAGAAGUUAAGAAGCUCAUUUGAAUCAAGCUGUCCCCAACAGUGGAUAAAAUAUUUUGAUAAAAGAAGAGACUACUUAAAAUUCAAAGAAAAAUUUGAAGCAGGAGAGUUCCAGCCUCCGAAAACAGCCGCAAAGUCCUAGGCUGUUCCUGAACAUUUCAGAAAGGUAGAAAUUAUUUUUUCUGGACAUUCAAAAAUGCUCUAUGGGACAAUAGUAGUUUGAAUGAUGGCAAACACCAAUGCUUGUUCCAUAUAUAUAAUUCUUAAUUUAAAUGGUCAAGUAACAAGAGUCCAUUUUUCAAAAGACAGACUUGAAAUAAAAUGGUAUGAAAUAUGCUUAAUUGAGUAAAAAACACAUAUUUUAAGAAAAAAACAAAAUUA
Messenger RNA from Lipotes vexillifer (Yangtze River dolphin), 718 nucleotides. It is a transcript of the gene COA6, whose product is annotated as cytochrome c oxidase assembly factor 6. The transcript is spliced from 3 exons. Lineage: Eukaryota; Metazoa; Chordata; Mammalia; Artiodactyla; Lipotidae. The record is from RefSeq and is a predicted model, not a curated record. Gene Ontology annotation, biological process: mitochondrial ATP synthesis coupled electron transport; respiratory chain complex IV assembly. Gene Ontology annotation, cellular component: mitochondrion. Bases 240 to 479 code for a protein of 79 amino acids.